Molecule: messenger RNA, 903 nt
Organism: Fusarium venenatum
Lineage: Eukaryota; Fungi; Ascomycota; Sordariomycetes; Hypocreales; Nectriaceae
Source: RefSeq, a predicted model, not a curated record
AUGUAUAGACUCGCAGCAAGCCGAUCGUUUCUCAAACAAAAGAUUGGAUAUUUAUCAACUGCUCUUGUUGCAUCUCGCGCCAUGCAUAUCCAGUCGAUUCCUAUGUGGGAGGGAAGCUCCAACAACUACGCCUACUUGGUAGUUGACGACAAGUCCAAUGAUGCUGUCAUCAUUGAUCCCGCCAACCCUCCAGAAGUUGCACCGAUUCUGAAGGAUGCUAUUCAAGCGGGCAAGAUCAACUUGACAGCUAUUCUUGCCGAACUCGGCACCCCCAAGUUGGAUAUCAUCGGCGGCAAAGACUGCGAGGGCGUGACCAAGACGCCUGGUCACGGCGAGACCUUCAAGCUGGGUGACAUCACUUUCAAAGGUGUGCACACGCCGUGCCACACUCAAGACAGCAUCUGCUUCUUCGUGCAAGAUGGAAACGACAAGGCUGUUUUUACUGGUGACACUUUGUUCAUCGGAGGAUGUGGACGAUUCUUCGAGGGUAAUGCCAAGGAGAUGCACGAGGCUCUAAACGAACGCCUUGCAGCGUUGCCCGACGACACUGUUGUUUAUCCUGGACACGAAUAUACCAAGGCCAACGUCAAGUUCGCCGCAUCUGUUUCUCAACGCGAGGCUGUGCAGAGCCUGCACUCAUUUGCUGAGAACAACAAGGUUACUACUGGCAAGUUCACCAUUAGAGAUGAGAAGGAACACAAUGUGUUUAUGAGAGUUGAGGACCCCGAGAUCCAGAAACAGACAGGCGAAACCGAGCCCGUGGCAGUUAUGGCAAAGUUGCGUGAGAUGAAGAACAACUUCAAUCUGUUGAAGGGCACCAGAGCCGAAAAUAUGAGCGACGGUUUCUACUCGGAGCAAAAGCAGGCACAAAGCAUGGGGCGCAUUGAAGAGCGAGUAUUCUGA